Diuraphis noxia (Russian wheat aphid) is the source of this 957-nucleotide messenger RNA. RefSeq lists its product as uncharacterized. NCBI's taxonomy places the organism in Eukaryota, Metazoa, Arthropoda, Insecta, Hemiptera, Aphididae. The record is from RefSeq and is a predicted model, not a curated record.
AUGUCAACAGACGGCCGGGACCACGGGUUUCCAUACACGGUUUGGGCUGAAAUCGGAAAAUUGUUUAAUAGGUACACGACUAUGACGAUAUUACUCUGCGAACACGACGACGACGACGACGACGACGACGACGAACACGACACGACGAGACUCAGACCGGUGCGACGCCGUAACGUAACGACUCCAACGAUGACUGAAAUUAAUUCUGACGACAGUCUAUACAAGUUUUUAGCCAACAAAAGGACGAAAUCACCGUCGUGCGUGGAAGGGCYGACGAAGAAGACGCGGAUGAAGUGCACGGCGGCUUGCAUCCGGACCAAUAAGAGCGAUCGAUGCACCGGCGCCGCUGAUAGGGCAUCGGCGUCACUCCAUUGCAGCGAUGUGGGGCAGAAGACGUACCGGUCUGUGCCGCAACACGACAGGGGCUCGACCUGCAUAAAGACGACAGCAGACUGUCGCGGUCAAUGCCCCCGGACCGGAAAGUACGCGGCCAUCGACAACCCGCAAUGCACCAAAACCAGAAGUUACAGGGUCAACGAAAGCCAGUGCACCGGCGCCGCUGAAAAAUGUGGGGUCACCGACAACACUCAAUGCACAGUCACCAGAAACUACAGGGCCAACGAUGUGCAAUGCACCGGUGUCGGCACCGGAAACUUCGGCGCCAAUAACAACCGAUGUUCCGGCAUUGGAAACUACAGCACCAACAACAACGGAUGCAACGGAUGCGGUUGCAUUUCGGCGGCGGCAGUGACGGCGGCGACGGCUUGUCUAGGAGGCUCGAAGCCUUACGGCCGCGGUAGUGCCGACACUCUUUUUUCGACGGUCUGCAAGUGGUCGAGAGUCGUGGUGGACUGGACGUGGGACAAAACGUCUUACAUCCUCGUGGCCACCGUGUCGUUCUUCCUCGGCAUGUACACUUACGAUUGGUGUCUGUGCACAUGCGAAGAAGCGUCCUGA